AGCAGCGGGCGGCCCGAGGGACGCUUCCACGGCGGCGCGCGCGCGGGGACCCAGCGCCCAUGGCCGGCGGGGAAGGCGCGGAGCCCCGGGCGGCCGCCAGCGCGGCCCCGGAGACCCAGGAGCACCUCUUCAAGGUUCUGGUCAUCGGUGAGCUCGGCGUGGGCAAAACCAGCAUCAUCAAGCGCUAUGUGCACCAGCUGUUCUCCCAGCACUACCGGGCCACGAUCGGCGUGGACUUCGCGCUCAAGGUCCUCAACUGGGACAGCCGGACCCUGGUGCGGCUACAGCUGUGGGACAUCGCGGGGCAGGAGCGAUUUGGUAAUAUGACCCGCGUGUACUAUAAAGAAGCUGUUGGUGCUUUUGUUGUGUUUGAUAUAUCAAGAAGCUCAACUUUUGAGGCAGUCUUAAAAUGGAAAAAUGACCUGGAUAGUAAAGUUCAUCUUCCCAAUGGCAACCCUAUUCCUGCUGUCCUCCUCGCCAACAAAUGUGACCAGAAAAGGGAGGGCGGCCAAAGUCCACCUCAGAUGGACCAAUUCUGCAAAGACCACGGUUUUACUGGAUGGUUCGAAACCUCUGCCAAGGAUAACAUAAACAUAGACGAAGCCACCCGGUUUCUAGUGGAGAAUAUCCUCGUGAACCACCAAAGCUUUUCUAACGAAGAAAGUGAUUUGGACAAGAUUAAACUGCAUCAGGAGACCUUGGUAGCAGAGCACAAAUCCCAGUGCUGCUAGUGGGGCUCUGCCUCUCACGCGCCUGCCUCAGUGCAGAGCGCUCGACUGCCAGGGUGAUGGGGAGAUCUGUGAAUCUGCCACAAGUACAUCACAUUGCAUCAUCUUGCAGUGUCCCCAGACAUCUUGUCUCAUGAAGGAUGGAACAGGUGGAGGAGUAUCUCUGUAGAGGCUCUGUGAUUUACAGAUAAACCCUAGGCAUUUUUUUUUGUACCAUUCUAUGAAGCCUAAUGUUUACAUCUUUUUUUAAGAAUCUCUGUAAAUGACUUUCAAGUUGUAGCUUUUCAUGUAAACCCUGGGUUGGUAAUAAAACUUCCCUGUGGUAUUUC
Perognathus longimembris pacificus (Pacific pocket mouse) is the source of this 1057-nucleotide messenger RNA. RefSeq names its product RAB32, member RAS oncogene family (gene Rab32). The record is from RefSeq and is a predicted model, not a curated record. Gene Ontology annotation, molecular function: GTPase activity; GTP binding. The transcript is spliced from 3 exons. Gene Ontology annotation, cellular component: late endosome; trans-Golgi network; phagocytic vesicle. NCBI's taxonomy places the organism in Eukaryota, Metazoa, Chordata, Mammalia, Rodentia, Heteromyidae. Gene Ontology annotation, biological process: endosome to lysosome transport; phagosome-lysosome fusion. Bases 60 to 731 code for a protein of 223 amino acids.